ACCGAGUAAGGCGGUUGACUAUGAUUACUAUAAUCGGACCCAUGCUACUACUGAUUCUACAGAAUUGCUCCCAUCCCCAGCCCCAACUACUCCUAUAUAGGGACUACCCUGUUUUCCUCUCACUUCUCAGUAAUUGCUCUGCCGCUUUUAUCUUUCCGCCUCCACUCCACAUUACGUUCCUUCUUUCUUCAUUUUCGUAUAUACUCCUUCCUCGAAUCAGUAUCCGUCCAAUUCUUGUCUUCCUAUCCAUCUCCAAAUUAUUCCCCCAAUUCUUAGCUUUGUUUCCGAUAUUAGCAUUCAAUAAAGCAAACCAGCCUCCCAGAUGAGCUGAUCUAAUCACUCUGUUUUUGUUGCAUUGAUUAAGCUGGAUCUCUCCAAACACUUUCUUCCUUAGCCGCACAAUUAUAAAAAACUUCCACAAUAUGUAACUUUGAUUAAUCCGGUAAUUUCUUCUUCCCCACCCAAAAAAACCCUAAAAAAGUUCGUUUUUCUUCGUUUUCUUCAUGUCUCGUUAAGAUUUCUAGCUCGUUAUCGUUCUGGCUGCAAUAGAGGCGGUCCUGUAGCGGCACCUUUAGAAAAACCGGAAAAUCAUGUAGCUUGGACCGGUUCAGUAGCACGCGAAGCUCUGUUUUCCCCAAAAAAAGAAAAAAAAAACAGUUUAUUUGGAUUGGAAGGAGGAAAUGGCGGAAUCGGAAAGUGGAACCCCGACGGCGCCGGCGACUCCGGGCACGCCGACUCCGCUGUUCACGUCCCUGCGGGUGGACUCGCUGUCGUAUGACCGGAAGUCAAUGCCCCGGUGCAAGUGCCUGCCUUUCGGCGCUCCCACGUGGGGGGAACCUCACUCGUGCCUCACCGACUUCCCCUCGCCGGACGUUUCCCUGUCCCGUAAGCUUGCGGCGGAGUUCGUAGGGACGUUUAUCCUGAUAUUUGGUGCAACAGCGGGGCCCAUUGUGAACCAAAAGUACAAUGGUGUGGAGUCACUAAUAGGAAACGCUGCCUGUGCGGGGCUGGCGGUUAUGAUCGUCAUCCUCUCCACUGGGCACAUCUCGGGAGCUCAUCUCAAUCCUUCCCUCACCAUUGCCUUUGCUACGCUCCGCCACUUCCCGUGGCCUCAAGUGCCGGCUUAUAUUGCUGCCCAGGUCUCGGCAUCCAUAUGCGCCUCCUUUGCUCUCAAAGGUGUUUUCCACCCCUUCAUGGCUGGUGGCGUCACCAUUCCUUCCGUUGGCACUGCCCAAGCUUUCGCCCUCGAGUUCCUCAUUACCUUUAAUCUCCUUUUCGUUGUCACGGCCGUUGCUACUGAUACUCGUGCGGUAGGAGAACUAGCAGGAAUAGCAGUUGGAGCGACAGUUAUGCUCAACAUUCUAGUAGCAGGGCCAUCCAGCGGGGGUUCGAUGAAUCCUGUGCGCACAUUGGGGCCAGCAGUGGCAGCAGGAAAUUACAAGUCACUAUGGAUAUACCUAGUGGCACCUACUCUUGGGGCACUUGCCGGAGCAACUGUCUAUACGGUGGUGAAGCUGCGGGAAGAAGACGCGGUACCUAUUACGCGCCCGAGGAGUUUCCGCCGCUAAUCAACCUCAUUAUCAGCUCGGCGUAUCCUACCAUGAUCCCAUCCAUCCAUCCAUCCACCUAUCUGCCUGUAGUACAAAAUCCAUGUGAAUAAUUAAUAAAAUGAUCGAGAUUGAACUCUUGAAGGUUUACAAGUAACUUCAAGUUUGGUCUCCUACCUAUAUGCGUGUUGUGUUAUCCCCAUUUGGUUUGUAUGUGAAAAUGUAAUGAACAGAAUGAGUUUGCAUCUUGGUUUGAUCAUGUAAUGGUGUGUGACUGUGUGAAAAUAAUGAAGGGGGAGUCACUCUCUCACACGCUCCCCCGUACGUGCUUCAAAUAUAGAUUGUAAUAAUAUAUCGAUAUAUAAUACUUGUGUGUUGUUUGAGUGCUUAGUGUUUGUGCCCCAAUAUAAAAUGCAGAUAUAUUAUUUACUUAAUUUACUAUUGAAAAUACAAUCACAUAUUAUCAAUU
This is a messenger RNA of Cuscuta epithymum, 2016 nucleotides long. NCBI's taxonomy places the organism in Eukaryota, Viridiplantae, Streptophyta, Magnoliopsida, Solanales, Convolvulaceae. The record is from the annotation of a GenBank genome assembly.